Nothobranchius furzeri (turquoise killifish) is the source of this 4420-nucleotide messenger RNA. RefSeq names its product WD repeat domain 62 (gene wdr62). Lineage: Eukaryota; Metazoa; Chordata; Actinopteri; Cyprinodontiformes; Nothobranchiidae. Gene Ontology annotation, biological process: centriole replication. Gene Ontology annotation, cellular component: mitotic spindle. Gene Ontology annotation, molecular function: protein binding. The record is from RefSeq and is a predicted model, not a curated record.
UAUCAGAUUUAAAUGAAAGUAUAAAAAACAUCCAACUGACCUUUUCUGGAGGUCAAACUGAGCAAUAAGUCCGCUGCGGUAGAGUUAUUAUAGAUUUGUUCAUACAUAUCUAUCUAUGGUUAUUAUAACGUUCAGGUUUUACCAUUAAAACCAGGGCGGACCUUUUCUCAUUUCCGACUUGCUCAUUAGCUGUUUGGGGUCAGAGAAACUAUUCUCGGUUUCUGAUUGGCUGAUUGUACCAGCUUUGGGCGGGGCUUAUUUUGAACCGCCGUCCCGCCGCCCACUGAAGUUUCAGAUUUCAUUUAAACCGCUUUUGCUGUGGGCCUGAACGGCUAUCAGCGUUUGUUUUGUUUUUCGUUGCGGAGGAAAAGCCUUAUAUUUUGUCUUCUCAUUAUUGCGGGUGUCAUGGCUGACAGAGCGGACUUCGGAUCGCUCAUCGCUGCCAGGAGGAGGCAGCCGGCCGGGAGGAAGAGCCGCCAGAGCGGGCAGAGAAGCUCCAGCAGCCGGGUGAGCCUGGAGAAGGUUCUUGGUAUCAGUACGGUCAGCAGCAGCAGCUUGACCUCUGACCCCAACUCUGGACUCAUUGCCUAUCCUGCGGGGUGCGUCCUUGUGUUGCUUCACCCGGAGAACAACGAACAGAGUCACAUCAUCAACACGUCCAGUAAGCCUUUCACUGCCCUGGCCUUUUCUCACGAUGGGAAGCACCUGGUCUCUGGAGAGAGCGGUCACAUGCCCUGUGUGCGGGUUUGGGAGGUGGGUGGAGGUCAGGUGGCUGAGGUCCAGUCUCAUAAGUAUGGCGUUUCCUGCGUGGCGUUCUCUUCCAACAGCUGCUAUGUCGUUUCUGUGGGAUUCCAACACGAUAUGAUCGUCAGCGUGUGGGACUGGAGGAAAGGCUCCAUCGUCGCCUCCAACAAGGUCUCCAGCAGGGUGAUGUCCGUCUCCUUCUCUCAGGACGACAGCUACUUUGUCACCGCGGGAAACAGACACGUGAAAUUUUGGUACCUGGAUGCCUCCAGAGAGCGGCGGGUGAACAGCACAGUUCCUCUGAUUGGCAGGUCAGGGUUGCUAGAUGACCAUAAGGACAACAUCUUCUGUGGAGUGGCGUGUGGGCGGGGCCUAAUGGCGAACAACACCUACUGCAUCACCAGCUCCGGACUGCUGUGUCUCUUUAACAGCAGUCGACACCUGGGGGCCUGGGUCAACCUUAAGACGUCGACGGCGAGCAGCUUGGAAGUCGACGAGGAUCGGAUUUUUUGCGGUUGUGCCGACGGCCUGGUCCGAGUCUUCCGACCGUCUGACCUCGAGUACAUCACCACUCUGCAGCGGCCGCACUGCCUCGGGGUGGACGUCACUCAGAACCCCCCACACAGCAGCCACCUGCCUGCCAGCUCAGAACCUCGACACCCAGACACUCUGGCACUGACCUUUGACCCCCGAGGCCAGCGCCUGACCUGCGUGUACGGCGACCACAGUGUGUACGUGUGGGACGUUAAAGACAUGGGGAGCGUGAGGAAGCUGUACUCGGCUCUGUACCACAGUGGCUGCGUGUGGAGCGUGGAGGUGUACCCUGAACUGCCCCAACCGUCUUCAGCCUGCCUGCCCCCGACUUCUUUUCUCACCUGUUCAUCCGAUAACACCAUCAGACUGUGGCAGGCCGACCCCCCCGCCCUGCGCCAGAACCUCUAUAGCCAGGACCUGCUGAGGAUCCUGUAUGUGGGGGAGAGGAGUGAAGCAGCCGGGGCUGAUGGGAAGGCGGGGAUCAGGGUGUUGGCCAUCAGUCCAGAUGGACAGCACCUGGCAGCUGGAGAUCGCUGUGGAAACCUGCGGAUCUUUGGUCUGCAGUUCCUGGACGAGUUGGUGAAUAUCGAAGCUCACGACUCGGACGUGCUGUGUCUGGAGUUCUCUCCUCCCUCCACAGGUGUGAAGCUGUUGGCUUCAGCCAGCAGAGACCGACUGAUCCACAUCUUCAGCCUGGAGAAGAACUACAGCCUGGAGCAGACGCUUAACGACCAUUCAGCCUCCAUCACAGCUGUCAAGUUCACGGGUGAGGGUCCAGAGGUGCGACUGGUGAGCUGCGGAGCCGACAAAAGCAUCUACUUCCGGAGUGCUGAGCAGGUGGAGGAUGGCCUGAUGUUCUCCAGGCGUCACCACCUGGUGGAGAAGACUGCUCUGUAUGACAUGGACCUGGACUCUUCCAGAACUCACGUGGCCAUCGCGUGUCAGGACCGGAACAUCAGGGUCUACGACGUGGAGACCGGGAAGCUGACGAAGACUCUGAAGGGUUCGUCCAGCGACGAAGGAGCCCUGCUGAAGGUCCAGAUGGAUCCAUCCGGGUCGUUCUUUGCCACCAGCUGCUCCGAUAAAACCAUCACCAUCUUCGACUACGAGUCUGGCGAGUGUGUCGCCACCUUGUCGGGUCACUCAGAGAUCGUCACCUGCAUGCGCUUCAGCCCGGACUGCAGACACUUCAUCUCCGUGUCAGGAGACAGCUGUGUGUUCGUGUGGCGGCUGGAUUCUCACAUGAUCACCACCAUGAGGAGGAGGCGCGGCCUCCGAGUUCCUCAGGCGCCUCAGACCCAGAAGCAGCCGAACAUCAGGAGGGAGACCUUCAUCAUGUUGCCUCAGACGGAGGAGGAGGAGGAGCAGGAAACGGCUGAGCCCAGGACUCCAGGAGGACAGGACCCCACUCCUGUGACUCCUCUGCUCCAGACUAACGGGAAGAUGCCCAUGUGGUUCAGGAAGCUGAACCAGAGCAAAGCCUCAACAUUCGUCCAAUCAGAAGCUGGAACCUGCCAGGUACGGAGCCGGUGGGCGGAGCAGCAGGACACUCUCACAAUCUGCUCAAGCUUCACCCCAAGUCCCAUCAGGAGUCCAGAGGAGGAGGAGGAGGAGGAAUACGACAUCUUCCAGCCUCAGAGUAUGGAGAGCCUGAUGGAAGACGAGGAGGAGGAGGAGCAGCAGGAAGUGCCGCUGAUGACGGAUGAAGACUGCAGCACCUUCAUCCUCCCCAUGGACUCGAGCUCUGCCUCCUCAGACAGAGACUUUAGAGUGGAGGGAAUCACCAAACGCCACACCCAGCUGGAGAGCAGUGGCCAGGAGGCGGGGCUUAUGUGGAAAACCCAUCUGAGUCCGGACUCGGCGUGGUCUGAGGGUUCAACAGGAAGUGCGGAGCAGCAGCAGCACGAUGCGGCUGAUGCCGUCUCAGACUCUGACUCUCUGAGCCAGGACAGCUCUGUGGACAGUCUGGGUCCAGAAGAAGACGAAGACAAAAACUCUGUGAAGAACCACUUUGAGACUCUGGCCCGUCUGAGCGAAGAGCGGUUUGAUUUGGACCUCACCACGCUGCAGCCUCAGGAGACGCACUUCCUGAACCCCCGACUCAGCAUCUCUGCACGCUUCCUGUCCCGCUUUCAGGACAGAGUCAGGGCGUGGCCUGUCCGAGCUCCGCCUCCUGCCUCCAUCUCUGAGGAUUCUGUCCAGAAAGGAACCAACAGGAAUUCAGACGUCUCCUCCAGAACCCGGUCAGCCAGCUCAGGAACCUGGGUCCUGCAGGAGACAUCUCCGCAUCUGGAAACCUCCAUCAGUUCCUCUCUGGAGAAGAACCAGGAGGACAUCCCGUCCUCUUCUGACCCUCUUCUGUCUGCUGGUCCAGAUGUCCACGCUGAAGACCCCCAGACCGCGACCAGCAAUCCUCAGCUGUUUGCCACGCCCACUCAGGUGACAUCACAGAAUGUCUCCAGCCAUUGGAGCAGCAGCGCCGACGACACGCCAACAAAUCAGAACCAAACACUGACCCUGAGCCCCCCCCCUUUAGUCCUGCCUACCACCUGUCCUGUUGUGGAGGGGGUGGGGGCACGUGUGGAGCAGCCCCAAGUCCAGAUGGGUCCAGCUGCUGCUUUGUCUCUUUCUGCUUCACCCACUUCCUGUUUUACCCGUGUGUCAGAGAGACCCCGCCCCCCUCAGACAGACACCCACACCUAUCAGACAGGUGCAGGUGAGUCGGUGAGCGUGCAGACGUGUCGGCAGGUGGCCAACGACCUUCUCCAGGCAGCGAGGCGGGCCGUCUCACUUUACCAGCAGCUCUGCGGGUCAGAACUUGGUCCCCAGAACUCGUCCAUCCUGCAGGAGGCGUUUGCCGUCGUCGACGCCGAGCUGCAGGACGUGAUGCGGUUGGGCGGCGGGAGGAGCAGCGCCCCCUCUGGUCAGCUGCAGGACGACAGGAUGGCGUCUCUGCUGGAGAAAUACUCGGACCUGCUGGUCCAGAUGACGCAGAACAAACUGAACCGGGCCUGAACCUCGGCCAGCCACACAGACUUCAGUAUUACACUAAAUGCACUUUAAGGGUUUACCUGCAGCACGUCACUGUUUAUUGUACAGAAACUUGUUUGUUUUUUCAUUAAAGGGUUGGGAUUUGUUGCAA